Messenger RNA from Mytilus trossulus (common blue mussel), 593 nucleotides. Its product is annotated as transmembrane protein 256 homolog. The record is from RefSeq and is a predicted model, not a curated record. Lineage: Eukaryota; Metazoa; Mollusca; Bivalvia; Mytilida; Mytilidae. Bases 22 to 489 code for a protein of 155 amino acids. The transcript has 4 exons. Gene Ontology annotation, cellular component: membrane.
AUGUUUGAUUGAAAUAUUGUCAUGUCUAACAUUAUUGGUGGAGUAAUUGAUUUUUAUAACGGACUCCCUUCGCUACUCCCCGAACGCAUCAUUGAGUUACCUGUAGAAAGAAUUGUUAUAAAAGAAUCUACCAUGAUUAUCGGACAGUCCAGACACUUUGUAAGACUUGCAGGUCUCUCCGGCGCUGUAGCCGUGGCCAUGUCAGCUUAUGGAGCGCACGGAUUUAAAGACGACGAAUCGAAAGAAAUGGCCCAAAGAAAAAAGAUCUUUGAUUCGGGAAAUCAUAUGCAUCUUAUCCAUAGUCUUGCCUUAUUGGGAUCUCCACUUACACGUCGACCAGUGUUGGUUGGAAGUUUAUUGACAUUAGGAAUACUAGUGUUUUCUGGAAGCUGCUAUUACAAUGCAAUGACAGGGGACAAGAGAGUUAGAAUGAUAACACCUUAUGGUGGUAUGGCUUUUAUUCUGGCUUGGUUAGCUAUGAUGCUAUGAGCUCAACCACUCAUUUAAAACAAUGUGACUGAUGUGUAGGUGUAUGAAUUACAUAGUAACAUGUUUCAUGCGUUGUGCAAGUUAAAUAUAGUACUUUCAAAAAA